Molecule: messenger RNA, 765 nt
Organism: Paramecium sonneborni
Lineage: Eukaryota; Ciliophora; Oligohymenophorea; Peniculida; Parameciidae
Source: the annotation of a GenBank genome assembly
AUGAUAUUAUCUGCUUUAGUUGUUUAAUAUUUUGCAUAACAUGAAUAGAUUAAAUAUAUGAUUGGUGAUAAUUAAGGAAUUACCUUCAAAAUAAUCAUAAUGUUCAUAGAUGUAUCAGGAUUAGAAAUUUUACAGAGAGUCUUUUAAAAUUAGAAAAUGAAGGACCUGAAUUAACAGCCUUUGUAAUUAAUUGAUAUAUGGAAUUAUUAGUCAAAGCAAUAAGUUAUAGUGAUGAUGAUAGAUUAAAAUUUUCAGGAGGUUAAUAUUUCUAUAAUUAAUUUAGAUGCAAUAAUGGUUGUAUUGCCGCCUUUUUAUAAAUAAGAUAUAAAAUAAUUACACUAUGAUCUUAGUUUAACAUGGAGAAUAGCUCUAUAAAAUUUAUUGGAUAUUUAAAAUAAAUUAAAUGAUUCAUUUAAUUUAUCGAAUUUGAAAUUGUCAGUAAAGAUCGAUUUUGAAUAGGAGAUAUUAAUUUUAUAUAUUUAGGUGAAGUUUAUAAUAGAUCAGAAUAUUUAUCUACAGGAGAACCAUUAUAAUAAGUAUUUUAAAGUGAACAUUGUGCUACUAAAAGAUAUGAAUUAAUAAACUAUAAUUUUUAAUUUGAAACAAUUAAUCAUGAUAAUAAAUAAUUUGAUCUCGUAAAUUAAAUUAAAAUCGACUCUUAUAAUUUAUAAUAUGGAUAACGAUAAUGUUUUCGAAAUGAUUAUUAAAUUACCUUAUUUUAAAGAAUAUAUGUAUGUAAAUGAAUUGAAUACAAAUAAUAAUUGA